This is a messenger RNA of Cyclopterus lumpus (lumpfish), 2648 nucleotides long. RefSeq names its product protein bicaudal D homolog 1-like. Lineage: Eukaryota; Metazoa; Chordata; Actinopteri; Perciformes; Cyclopteridae. Gene Ontology annotation, biological process: regulation of microtubule cytoskeleton organization; microtubule anchoring at microtubule organizing center; protein localization to organelle. The coding region runs from base 1 to 2562 and encodes 853 amino acids. The record is from RefSeq and is a predicted model, not a curated record. Gene Ontology annotation, molecular function: cytoskeletal adaptor activity; dynein intermediate chain binding; dynein complex binding. Gene Ontology annotation, cellular component: cytosol; Golgi apparatus. The transcript has 16 exons.
AUGGCUGCCGGUGGAGCUGGAUGCGGGGACACGGUGGAGCAGUGCCGGGCCGAGGUGGAGCGCCUGACCCGGGAGCUGGCGGAGGCCAACCGCGAGAAGAUCCGGGCGGCGGAGUGCGGGCUGGUGAUUCUGGAGGAGAACCAGAGCCUGAAGCAGCAGUACGCCGACCUGGAGGCCGAGCAGGAGACGCUGAGGCUGGAGCUGGAGCAGCUGCAGGAGGCGUUCGGCCAGGCCUACUCCACCCAGCGCAAGGUAGCAGAAGAUGGGGAGACCAACGAGGAGACGUUGCUGCAGGAGUCUGCCACCAAGGAGGCCUACUACAUGGGCCGCCUCCUGGAGCUCCAGUCGGCACUGAAGCACAGCCGAGCCGCCACCUCCACUGCACAGGCUGACAGCGAACACCUGAGCACACUGCUGCAGGAGCUGAGGGAGAGCAACGAGAUGUUGGAGUUGCAGCGCAGCCGGAUGCGAGAGGAGAUCAGGGAGUACAAGUUCCGAGAAUCUCGACUGCUUCAGGACUACACCGAGCUGGAGGAAGAGAACAUCUCUCUGCAAAAACUGGUGUCGACACUCAAACAGAAUCAGGUGGAGUAUGAAGGUCUGAAGCAUGAGAUCAAGGUCCUGGAGGAAGAGACAGAGCUCCUCAACAGCCAGUUACAGGACGCGCUGCGUUUGAAGGACAUCUCAGAUAACCAGCUGGAGGAGGCGCUGGAGUCUCUGAAGAGCGAGCGUGAGCAGAAGAACCACCUGCGCAGGGAGCUGGUCCACCACCUCAGCAUGUGUGAUGUGGCCUACACCGGCAGUGCCCACCUGACCUUCACCUCCGCUCCGCCCAGUGGCACCCAGCCUGAUAAUAAGGAGUUGCUUAAUGGCCACCAGGUUGGGAUUGGAACAGGGUUGAUGUCCAGAGCUAAUGGAGAGUGCCGAAUGGUGACGUCUGAUCUCUUCAACGAGAUGAACCUGACAGAGAUCCAGAAGCUCAAGCAGCAGCUGAUAACGGUUGAACGUGAGAAAGUUUCACUGAUGACAAGUCUGCAGGAGUCCCAGACGCAGCUCCAACACACCCAGGGAGCCCUGAACGAGCAGCAUGAGAAGGUCCUUCGCCUUAGCCAGAGAGUGACUGCCCUCCGCUGCCUGCAUCGAAGGGCACACCUCAACCAGGAAGCCCAUGCCAGAACUGAGGAGGACAGGAGUGAGACAUUGAACAAAAGUCUGGUAUUUUCACACCAGACCCCUGGUCUGGAGAUCCUGCAGUGCAAGUACCGUGUUGCUGUGACAGAGGUGGUGGAGCUCAAGGCGGAGGUGAAAGCCCUGCGUGACAGACUGGCUCAGUGUGUAGAGGGAGCAGCCGAGGAGAAGCCAAGGCGAAGCGUUCAGCUCCAGAGGCUGGAGAGGCAGGUUGCCUCAUUGGAGAAGAGCUGCCGGGAGGGACGGGAGAAGACUUCGAGUCUGGAGUUGGAGUUGCAGGCAGCUCAGUCAGCAGCCAAUGAGAGCCAGGGUGUGUUGAACGCAGCUCAGGACGAGUUGGUGACGCUCAGCGAGGAGCUUGCCCAGCUCUACCACCAUGUCUGUCUGUGCAACAAUGAGACACCCAACCGCGUCAUGCUGGACUACUACAGACAAGGCAGAGGGCUCCGUGGCCUCAGUGCCAGUCUCAAAGCCAUGUCUUCUGACAACAGCAAAGUUUUCCUCACACCACGCCUUGCCAGGCGGCUGGCCGCCGAGCCAUUAUCUGGUGAGGGAAGGGUAGAGGAGAAGAAGGGGGACAAGGAGGACCUCCAGGUUCCAUCUGAGCAGAGCCUCCCGCCCAGUACGCCUCCAACCUGCUCACCCAGCAUCAGUGCCUCUUCAUCAUCGUCAUCAUCAUCAUCUCCUGCCCUGGAGCCAGCUGGUGAGCUGCGUAGGGAGCCCAUGAAUGUCUACAACCUCAACGCCAUCAUCAGAGAGCAGGUGAAGCACCUUCAGCGGGCAGUAGACAGGUCUCUGCAGCUGUCUCGACAAAGAGCUGCAGCCAGGGAACUGGCCCCUCUGCUAGACAAGGACAAAGAGAGCUGCGUGGAGGAGAUCCUGAAGCUCAAAUCUCUGCUCAGCACCAAGAGAGAGCAGAUAGCUACCCUCAGACUGGUACUCAGGGCGAACAAACAGACGGCAGAGGGGGCCCUGGCCAACCUGAAGAGUAAGUAUGAGGCGGAGAAGUCCAUGGUGACUGACACCAUGAUGAAGCUCAGGAACGAGCUGAAAGCCCUGAAAGAGGAUGCUGCCACUUUCUCCUCUCUGCGGGCCAUGUUCGCCACCAGGUGUGACGAGUAUGUUACCCAGCUGGAUGAGAUGCAGAGGCAGCUGAUUGCGGCCGAAGACGAGAAGAAGACUCUGAACUCCCUCCUUCGGAUGGCCAUCCAGCAGAAACUGGCUCUCACCCAGCGCCUGGAGGAUUUGGCUUUCGAUCAAGAGCAGACACACCGCACCCGCGGGGGCAGGCUGAACCGCGUGAAGACCAGCACCCCCAAAAUCGUCAGUAGCCUUCUGCCACAGUGCCAUUCUGCAUACCCUCCCCACAGCUGAGGGUCCCCUCAACUCCUUACCUGAGUCUAAACAAAAGUGUGUCGACCCUUGUGGAUCACUGACCCUGGCUCCACACACCAUGAGUG